AUGGCUGAAAUAAAAAUGGUGUUAGACAAGGAGUUUAAAAGUAUAAAAAUUAAUUAUCACUAGUUUUGAGGGAGCAUCUGAUGAUAUAAGUUGUGCAACUAAAACACUGCAUUCACAUUUAUAAUAAGAAUUAAGAGUGUAAAUAUUACUAGCAAAAAAUAACAUGUUAAUAAUAGAAAUUGAAACACUUGUGA
Paramecium octaurelia is the source of this 194-nucleotide messenger RNA. The record is from the annotation of a GenBank genome assembly. NCBI's taxonomy places the organism in Eukaryota, Ciliophora, Oligohymenophorea, Peniculida, Parameciidae.